GGGGGGUGUACGCUGAGGUCGGAUCCUAAUCCUUCAGGCUUGACUGCAUCAUCACGGACAUGUCGGCUUUGGACCUUUGAAAAUGCAAAAUGCUCCCUGGACUUUUUUGUGCUUGAUUUCAUGGACGGCAGCGGCAGCUCGAUCGUGGCAGGAAGGUCAUAGUUCGUGGUCUCUGCCGCCGAGCGCCAGGAGGAUUCCCGGGAGCAUCGCAAAGCCGCAGCGGGACCGGCGAGUCUCCCCCCAGAGGGCACCAUGAACGACCCCUACCAGAACAACGUGAGCCAGCAGGUGAGCGAAGGAGGCGAGUACACCUACGGCCAAGAUGGCGGCGGCGGCGGGCGGGACGGGUACCCCUACCAGACGGACUACCCACCCCAGGAAGAGGACGCCGCCAGCGACGCCACCGAAGGCGCGGAUGAGGACGAACAGAUGUACGAGGGCGAGUACCAGGGUAUCCCGCACCCGGAUGAGAUCAAGGAGGCCCGGCGGGCGGCCCGGCUGGAGGCCAAGAGGAAGGCCCGGCAGGCCGCCCGGCAGGAGGAGCAGGAGGAGGAGGACAACCUACCCGAGCAGUACGAGAGCAUCAUGGAGGACUGCGGCCACGGACGCUUCCAGUGGAUGCUCUUCCUGGUGCUGGGGCUGGCGCUCAUGGCCGACGGCGUGGACGGCUUCGUGGUGGGAUUCGUCCUGCCCAGCGCCGAGAAGGACAUGUGCAUCUCCAACGCCAACAAGGGCCUGCUGGGCCUGCUGGUGUACGUGGCCAUGAUGGUGGGCGCCUUCGUGUGGGGGGGUCUUUGCGACAAGAUGGGCCGCAGGAAGUGCCUGAUCUACGUCCUGAGCGUCGACCUGGUCUUCUCUUUCCUGUCGUGCUUCGCUCAGGGCUACGGCUUCUUCCUCUUCUUCAGGUUCUGCUCCGGCUUGGGAAUCGGCGGCGCCAUCCCCAUCGUGUACACCUACUUCACAGAGUUCCUGCAGAUGGACAAACGUGGCGAACAUCUGAGCUGGCUCUGCAUGUUCUGGAUGCUGGGGGGCCUGUACGCCUCCUUCACUGCCUGGGGAAUCAUCCCGCACUACGGCUGGGGUUUCGCCAUCGGCACGGAAUUCCAGAUGCACAGCUGGAGGCUCUUCAUCCUGGUGUGUCUCCUUCCCGCCAUGGCCGCCCUCGUCGGCGUCGUCUUCAUGCCUGAAAGCCCUCGAUUCCUUCUGGAGAGUGCUCGACACGACGAGGCAUGGAUGAUCCUGCGUCAGGUCCACGACACCAACUGGAAGGCCAAAGGCGAGCCGGAAAGAGUCUUCACUGUGACCAACAUCAAGACGCCGCAGACGCAGGAGGACGAGUUCAUCGAGAUCCAGAGCGACACGGGCACCGCCUUCCAGCGCUGGACCGUCAGACACCUGACCAUGCUGCAGCAGGUGAUGGCGAACGUGAUGUCGUUGUCGGCGGCGGAGCUGCGACUGCAAGGCCUCUUCCUGGUGAUCGUUUGGUUCUGUCUGGCUUUCAGCUACCACGGACUAGGAGUGUGGUUCCCUGACAUGAUCAAGUACAUGCAGUACGAGGAGUACGAGUCCAAAGUACGCGUUUUCCAUCGGGAGCGCGUGGAACGUUUCCACUUCAAUUUCUCGCUAGUCAACCAGGUUCACCGCGAGGGCGAGUACAUUCACGACAAGUUUGAAAACAUCGAGAUUAAGUCGGUGAAGUUUGAAGAGUCGUUGUUCGAGAACUGCUACUUUGAAGACAUCAAGUCCACCAACACCUUCUUUGAGAACUGCACCAUCAAAAACACCGUCUUCUACAACACAGACCUGUGGCAGGAGAAGUUCAAGAACUGCCGCAUGGAGAACGCCACCUUCCUGCAUCCCAAGAAAGGCUGCCAUCUCAACUUCCAGGAGGAGAACGACAUCGUCAUCUACAUGGUCAGCUUCCUGGGCAGCUUAGCCGUGUUGCCCGGCAACAUCAUCUCCGCGCUCUUCAUGGACAAGAUCGGUAGAAUCCGAAUCAUAGGUGGUUCCAUGCUAGCGUCGUCCGCUUGUACGUUCCUGCUCCUGCUGAGCUUCAGCCAAGGAGCCGUGAUAUGCUGGCAGUGUCUCUUCUACGGCGCCAGCGUGGCGGCCUGGAACGGAUUGGAGGUCAUUUCUGUGGAACUCUACCCCUCCUCUAAAAGGGGAACAGCAUUUGGCAUCCUGAACGCCGUCUGCAAGCUGGCGGCCAUUAUUGCCAGCUUCAUCUUUGCCGCGUUCGUGGGUGUCACAAAGAUCAUCCCCAUCUUCUUGGCCUUCUCUGCGCUCGUCUGCGGAGGUCUUCUGGCGCUCAAGCUGCCCGAGACCCGGGAGAAGAUCCUCUCUUGAAAAGCCAAAAAGUCCCGCCGCCGCCGCAAAAAAAAAAAGACCGGGUCGCCAACCACGGCCGUGAGUCAUUUCAAGAAGCGGAACAUUUACGGAGAGGAGGAGGAACGGCGUGGAGAAGGUGUUGGUUAGAGGAUUGAUAUGUUUUACAAGAUGUCUGGUUGCCUGCGUGGACUUUGACUUCCUGUUCCUGCUGCCGCCCGGAUCAUACGUGAACAAGAAACUAGUGUUUUGUCUUUUUACUUGUCCUGUUUUCCAGUUUACAUGCUAUAGCUUGGCUUCAACAAGUAAACACCAAGCGGUACGCUUCCAUUGUUAAGAAUUAUCCGGACCAGGAUUGGGGCCACUUUUACGUUCGAUACGAAAAAACGAGUCGUCCAUUUGUGGCCUUUGUUCGCUGGCUGCUAACACUGUCAGUAACGCUAAUCUCUUUGGCUUUCCUGACGCUAGCAUAGCAAUGUGAGCUAACAUUCACGCUCACGUUUUAACAGCAACAUCAAGCUAGGUUAGGAUCAAAGGAUCCAAGGAUCAAACUUCUAGUUGACUCAUGGCAGUGCUUUAGUUUAAGUUGUGUAGCGAAGCCUGUUUUUGUUGGGGUUUUUUCACCUUUUUCCUUUGCGACGUGAGGAAAUUGAAAGUACAGUAAACCUCGGAUAUAUCGGAUUCAAUUGUUCCCACUGGUUUUGUCCGAUAUAAGCGAAAUCCGUUAUAUGCGUAUACCGGAAAAUGUCUGUUUUACGCAUAUAUCGGAUUUAUAUCCGGUAUAUACGUAAAUCGGAUUUUAUCCGUUAUAAAAAGGCACUUCCUUGACUAUGUUUCCAAUGUACCUGGACGCGCAGGCAACGCUGCAAACGCUGCAAAUGUCGUAUAGCGGCCUGUCACGAUUCGGCGAAUCGGAGCGCCACGAUGCGGCCAUCAGAUAUAUGCGAGGGAAAUUUAAUGGAAAUGCAUUGGAACGGGACUGGAGAUUUUGUCCGAAAUAGGCAAAAUCCGUUAUAAAAAAUCUGAUAUAUGCAAUGAAUUUUUAUUGGAAAUGCAUUACAGAAAAAUUGGUUCUUUUUUAUCUGUCCGUUGUGAGCGAAUUUCCGAUAUAUCCGAGUCCGAUAUAUCCGAGGUUUACUGUAGUAGCGUGUAGUAAUACGUCAAUGGAAGUGUACCGCUUGGUGGAACGUUAGCUAGCAAAAGACGCAAACCACAUGAAUGCGUCUUUUCCAAAAUGAAAAGCCUGCACUUAUGAAUACCCUAGCUUCUUUUCCAUGGACUUCAAGGUCACUCUAAGGAAACGUCCCUUUUCUCCUUCCUGCUGGUCCUGAGCGGAGGUAGUGUGUCAUGUAGCCUUGUCGUGCUAUCUAGUACUUUCUCUUUCUUUUCCGUGUUUCUCUUGUGGUUGUUUGUUUUUUUUUUUUAAUGGGAACGAGUGUAUUGGUUGUUUUUGCUAUGAUGCUCGUUCUCACACAACCUUCUUCUUCUUCUGACAACGUGUCAACAUUUCUAAGGCGUGUGUUACUUUCUUGGCAUGACCGUGUGUGUGUGUGUGUGUGUGUGCGUGUUCAACACAAUAGUGUGAGUGUGAUAUACGUGCUGUUUGUGCUUGUACAUGCCGUAGCGUGGUGUGACUUAGCUGUAUGCUAGUAGCGCUGUCAUGACUUGAAUAAAGGCCAGGGAUCCCACCUUU
Molecule: messenger RNA, 4018 nt
Organism: Doryrhamphus excisus (bluestripe pipefish)
Lineage: Eukaryota; Metazoa; Chordata; Actinopteri; Syngnathiformes; Syngnathidae
Gene: sv2ba
Product: synaptic vesicle glycoprotein 2Ba
Biological process (GO): chemical synaptic transmission; transmembrane transport
Cellular component (GO): neuron projection; synaptic vesicle membrane
Molecular function (GO): transmembrane transporter activity
Source: RefSeq, a predicted model, not a curated record